AUGUUUGACUUCGAAGAUCCAUUGAUGGACAAAGAGAAAUGCCUUAUAUCAAUUGGAAAUUUGCCUGUAUUCGUUGAUCCCGCUCAGCCGCCUCAGAAGAGGGCGCCUUUUUCUGCUAUACUCGGCCAUGCGUUCAAUCACAAGGUUGAGUUAAUAAUUCCGCGACAUGUACAUGAGGCAGCCUGGAUUUCAAUUUUGGGAGAAAUUAAGCCACAUCAAUAUGCGCGAGCUAUUUUUCCCUUAUCAGGCUUGUUAGAAGGGGAAUUUUUCACGAAAUAUAUCAAGAUUGGAAAUGUCCUUAUGAUAUCAGAGGGAAGAAGCGGCAUAGACAAUGUCUAUACUCUCAAAGACGGGGUUCUUACACUUGAACUUGAUAAGUCAACAUAUGAACGUGCAGGCCUCGUGGGAAAGGCCAUUCGAUCGGGGGAUAGGAAGCACAUAAAAUCAAGAUAUAUGGUGGAAAUAAAUCUCCGACCCUCAUCAAUGUUACAUGGCAAGAAAGGGUUCGAACGGAUUUCAUGGGCGUUUAAGAACGUUUUAAACAACUCUGUAACGUGGUUGUUUACUGAUCUAUCUGAACCCCCAACAGAUGCCCCUAUCAAAAAGUAUCACCCACAGAUCAUUACGCUCUCGCCAGCAGAAAUUAUGAUGGAAAAAGUUCUUGUACCACCCUUUGGUUCAGAGUCUCUCCUUCCGACAGAAGACAGAGAUGCUCUCUGUGGGACCUGUGACGAGUUACAGGAGUGGUUGGGCCUAGCGUCAUUGGGAUCAGACCGGAUUUUGGCAAGUGACUCAAUCGAUCCAUAUCUAAGCCGAUAUCAAGUUCCGCAGAAAGAUAAAUGUAAGACAACAGAUCUAGUUAAGAUCACAUGGAGAGGUUUAAUACCAUCCAGCUGGGUUAUGAUGUUACUUUUAUCAGUAUUACGGAAAUGUGGCUCAAAGUCUACAAGUGCUGGCCACUGGUUUGGGCUCCUUGUCUCAGCAAUGGGGAAGGACGCAGUGGAUGGGAAGGAUGGCUACUCUGUCAUGGCAUUACCCUUUACAAGUGCUAAGCGGGAGGGGGAAAAUGUCGAUUAUAAGGACGAAGAGCCCUCUCCUCGACGGAAAUAUAUCUGCUGGGAAUAUGUUGGUGGCAAUGUUGCAAGCUUCUGA
Messenger RNA from Trichophyton rubrum CBS 118892, 1152 nucleotides. RefSeq lists its product as uncharacterized. Bases 1 to 1152 code for a protein of 383 amino acids. The transcript has 7 exons. Lineage: Eukaryota; Fungi; Ascomycota; Eurotiomycetes; Onygenales; Arthrodermataceae. The record is from RefSeq and is a predicted model, not a curated record. Gene Ontology annotation, molecular function: ribonuclease P activity; ribonuclease MRP activity. Gene Ontology annotation, cellular component: multimeric ribonuclease P complex; ribonuclease MRP complex. Gene Ontology annotation, biological process: tRNA 5'-leader removal; tRNA 3'-end processing; endonucleolytic cleavage in ITS1 to separate SSU-rRNA from 5.8S rRNA and LSU-rRNA from tricistronic rRNA transcript (SSU-rRNA, 5.8S rRNA, LSU-rRNA).